UGUUACUUCAAUCUCAAACAAGGCUUGCAUCGGUUCAUGGUUGCAGGGUACAAAAUGAGGUGCGAUUUAAUGUCCAUCAGGGCAUCCGUUCCUAAGAUGCUGGGUUUGUGGCUCACAGUGUAUUUGGGGCAGUGACAGGGCAGAGGAGACCCAGGUUGUGACUGGGAAGUUUCUGCUCUCAGCCAAGAUGUGCACAUGAAUUUGAAAUUACCCAAGAGGGUGUUUCAGAGCUCCCUGCCAAAGAGUGGUGUCUUCUAAACUGGAGAACAGCUGCUGGGCCCAGGCAUGCAAACACACACACACAGACAUACUCACAGAGCCUAUACCUGCCUCUACUUGUCUGUGCUGAACAGAUGGCUCCUGGCUUUUGGGUCGCCUCAUUCUGAAGCACAGUCCAGUGAGACCCUUUCUUCGGUGGAGACUGGCAAGCCGGGGGGUGAGAGACUCUGCAAGGUUGCCUGUCUUCAGAGUAUGAAGGGCGCUGCCCAGCGAGUGAAGAGGGUUAUAUUUAGAGUUUGGGCCCAAACAGUGUUGGGCUCCCCACUGCCUGUCCUUUAUAGAACUGUCAGUGGCCCCUGGUUGCAAAUUUUCAGUGGCUUUGAAGUUCACAGGACAAAAACCGAGAGAGUGUCCAAAAAGAAGAGAAGAAAACAUUGGUGUUGGUCUUGGAUUCCACUGCUGGAUUUUGGUGGGAAUGAGAAGAGAGGACUGCCAGGCGUGGUCAAGCAAAGGUGCCUGUACGGUAAGUCCUUAAAGAAUGCGUUCCAGAAGCAGUGACACAGAGGGCUCAGCCCUAAAGCAAUUUCCAAGACAUAGUAAAGAGCACAGUUUCCAAGGGCCUGAAGACAUGAAGCAGAGGCAGCAAGACAAAGACCCCACCAGUGAUGCGGAUGCAAUUCUACAUCCCACGUCACACAGUGGUAAUGGCCACCAAGGAGAAGACCUCUCAAGAGAUGACCUAUUAUUUCUUCUAAGCAUUUUGGAGGGAGAACUGCAGGCUCGAGAUGAAGUCAUAGGCAUUUUAAAGGCUGAAAAAAUGGACUUGGCUCUGCUGGAAGCUCAGUAUGGAUUUGUCACUCCAAAAAAGGUGUUAGAGGCUCUUCAGCGAGAUGCCUUUCAAGCUAAAUCUGCACCUUGGCAGGAGGACAUCUAUGAGAAACCAAUGAACGAGCUGGACAAAGUUGUGGAGAAACACAGAGAAUCUCACAAAAGAAUCCUGGAACAGCUUUUAAUGGUAGAAAAAUCUCAUAGGCAAACCAUACUGGAGUUGGAGGAAGAAAAGAGAAAACAUAAAGAAUACAUGGAGAAGAGUGAUGAAUUCAUAAACUUACUAGAACAGGAAUGUGAAAGAUUAAAGAAGCUGAUUGACCAAGAAACUGAAUUCCAGGAGAAGAAAGAACAAGAAAAAGAGAAGAGGGUCACCGCCCUGAAAGAGGAGUUGACCAAACUGAAGUCUUUUGCUUUGAUGGUGGUGGACGAACAACAAAGGCUGACAGCACAGCUUGCCCUUCAAAGACAAAAAAUCCUAGACCUAACCACAAGUACGAAGGAAACACAUGCUAAACUAGCCCUUGCUGAAGCCAGAGUUCACGAAGAAGAGCAGAAGGCAAGCAGAUUAGAGAAAGAACUGCAAACACAGACCACAAAGUUUCACCAGAACCAAGAAAUAGUUAUGGCGAAGCUCACCAAUGAGGACAGCCAAAAUCGCCAGCUUCGACAAAAGCUGGCAGCACUCAGCCGGCAAAUUGAUGAGUUAGAAGAGACAAACAGAUCUUUACGAAAAGCAGAAGAGGAGCUCCAAGAUAUAAAAGAAAAAAUAAACAAGGGAGAAUAUGGAAACUCUGGCAUCAUGGCUGAGGUGGAAGAGCUCAGGAAACGUGUGCUAGAAAUGGAAGGAAAAGAUGAAGAGCUCAUAAAAAUGGAGGAGCAGUGCAGAGAUCUCAAUAAGAGGCUUGAAAAGGAAACAUCACAGAGUAAAGACUUUAAACUUGAAGUUGAAAAACUCAAUAAAAGGAUUAUGGCUCUGGAAAAAUUAGAAGAUGCUUUCAACAAAAGUAAACAAGAGUGUUACUCUCUAAAAUGCAACUUGGAAAAAGAAAGGAUGAUCACAAAGCAGUUAUCUCAAGAACUGGAGAGUUUAAAAAUAAGGAUCAAAGAGCUAGAAGCCAUUGAAAGUCGGCUGGAAAAGACAGAAUUCACCCUAAAAGAAGAUUUAACUAAACUGAAAACAUUAACUGUGAUGCUGGUAGAUGAACGGAAAACAAUGAGUGAAAAAUUAAAGCAAACUGAAGAUAAGUUACAAGCUGCUGCUUCUCAGCUUCAAGUGGAGCAAAAUAAAGUGACAACAGUUACUGAGAAGUUAAUUGAGGAAACUAAAAGGGCACUGAAGUCAAAAACCGAGGUGGAAGAAAAAAUGUACAGUGUAACCAAGGAGAGAGAUGAUCUAAAAAACAAACUGAAAGCAGAAGAAGAGAAAGGAAAUGAUCUCCUGUCUAAAGUUAAUACGUUGAAGAAUAGGCUUCAAUCAUUGGAAGCAAUUGAGAAAGAUUUCCUUAAAAACAAAUUAAGUCAGGAUUCUACUAAGUCCACAACAGCAUUACACCAAGAAAACAAUAAGAUUAAAGAGCUCUCUCAGGAAGUAGAAAGACUGAGACUGAGGUUAAAGGAUAUGAAAGCCAUUGAGGAUGACCUCAUGAAAACAGAAGAUGAGUAUGAGACUCUAGAACGAAGGUAUGCUAAUGAACGAGACAAAGCUCAGUUUUUAUCUGAAGAGCUGGAACAUGUUAAAAUGGAACUUGCCAAGUACCAAUUAGCGGAAAAGACUGAGUCCAGCCACGAACAAUGGCUUUUCAAAAGGCUACAAGAAGAAGAAGCUAAAUCAGGGCAUCUCUCAAGAGAAGUAGAAGCACUGAAAGAGAAAAUUCAUGAAUACAUGGCAACUGAGGACCUGAUAUGUCACCUCCAGGGAGACCAUUCAGUUCUGCAAAAGAAACUCAAUCAACAAGAAAACAGGAACAGAGACUUAGGAAGAGAGAUUGAAAACCUCACUAAAGAGUUAGAGAGGUACCGGCAUUUCAGUAAGAGCCUACGACCUAGUCUGAAUGGAAGAAAAAUCUCUGACCCUCAAGUGUUUUCUAAAGAAGUGCAAACAGAAGCAGUAGACAACGAACCACCUGAUUAUAAGAGUCUCAUUCCUCUGGAGCGAGCAGUCAUCAAUGGUCAGUUUUAUGAGGAGAGUGAGGACCAGGAUGAGGAUCCUAAUGAGGAGGAAUCUGUGUUGUCCUUCAAAUGCAAUUCAUCUAUUCCUUGUCCUGUUAACAGGAAGCUAUGGAUUCCUUGGAUGAAAUCUAAGGAGGGCCAUCCUCAGAAUGGAAAAAUACAAACUAAAGCCAAUGGUAAUUUCGUGCAGCCUGGAGAUCUAGUCCUAAGCCAUACACCUGGGCAGCCACUUCAUAUAAAAGUUACUCCAGACCAUGUCCAAAACACAGCCACUCUUGAAAUUACAAGUCCGACCACAGAGAGUCCUCACUCUUACACAAGCACUGCAGUGAUACCAAACUGUGGCACCCCAAAGCAAAGGAUUACCAUCCUUCAAAAUGCCUCCAUAACACCAGUGAAAUCCAAAACCUCUGCUGAAGGCCUCAUGAAUUUAGAGCAAGGCAUGUCCCCAAUUACCAUGGCAGCCUUUGCCAGAGCACAGACCCCAGAGUCUAGUGGUUCCGUAACUCCAGAAAGGACAAUGUCACCUAUUCAGGUUUUGGCUGUGACUGGUUCAGCCAGCUCUCCUGAACAGGGACGCUCCCCAGAGCCAAUAGAAAUCAGUGCCAAGCACGCAAUUUUCCGAGUCUCCCCAGACCGGCAGUCAUCAUGGCAGUUUCAACGUUCAAACAGUAAUAGUUCAAGUGUGAUAACUACUGAGGAUAAUAAAAUCCACAUUCACUUAGGAAGUCCUUACAUGCAAGCUGUAGCCAGCCCCGUGAGACCAGCCAGCCCUUCAACACCACCGCAGGAUAACCGAACUCAAUGUCUAACUAAUGGGGCACUAAACAAAACAACCAAUAAAGUCACCAGCAGUAUUACUAUCACACCAACAGCCACACCUCUUCCUCGACAAUCACAAAUUACAAUCAAGGAGGUAAGCAAGCAGAGAAUCCCAACACGGAUCCCUAAACCAAGAUCUACAGGCAUCAGUAAGCUUUCCCCUAAACCUCCUCCAGGGCCAAUGGAUAAGCCUGUUCACCACACUGGUUAUGGAAAGCUACACAUCAUAAGGACGGUAACCUCCAACACUUUCCUCCACAUGGGAGGCAAAAGGUAAGUUGUGCCAGUGCACUGCCUGGAUAAAUUCAUCUACAGAAACACCUGGAAAGCUGAAAUUACCACUAUGGAAGGCCAAAGAGGAAAAGCCAUCUCUCCAGGAAAUGGUGAAGCAGCAAAAUGACAGAGAGUUUAUACCUAGGUGGCUGGACCUGGUGAACACCACACUGAAAGAGCGGCCCAUCUACAAUUAUUUUUAUAUGUAUAUGUGCGAGUGCAUAUACACACAAUCACUGGCCUACACAUGCCCCUCAAAUCCUCAUCCUACUGUAAUCCAACCCAAAGUUGGGACUAUCUACAUUACACUGGGAUAGGACUGAAUUCACUAGAAUAGUUCAAAAGUUCUUUGGUGAACCCAGAAGUAAUCCUUCUUUUCACAGAACUUUGUUGAAUCAUAUUCUGUUAAGAAGAUGUGCUGGUGAGAAUUCCUAAUCUGCUUCAAGAAAGUAAUAUUAUUUCCAUCAAAAUGAGGGGGCAAUUAAAAUCACAUGUAAGGUCUAAAACAAUGAUUUUUUUUACGAGCCUUAGGGGAAAAAAAGUAAGUGGUAAUUCUUAGUUACAAGGAGGAAAAGAACAACAAAAGUAAGUAAUAGCUGAAUACAUCCUUUGUGUGGUCUACCUGAUAAUCGCUGGUGCACUGUGCACACUUGACUUCUGAUACUUAAUCCCGUUUUUCCAUUAAGUUGCUCCCCCUGUAUAUACCAGGCCAUGGAAUCAUACUGUAAGGCAAUCAUAUGCUUGUAAGGCAAACCAUUUUAAACUGGUAUUCGUCCUUUCUAUUGUAUAAGCAGUUAGGACAUUUGAGAGUCAAAGUUCAAUAAUAUUGAGAUAUUUUAGGGAGAUGUGAAUCAUUGUCCUGAGUGUUAAAAAAAAUUAUUAUUUCAUAGGGCACUCUUUAAUCAACAGCUCUUCUCUGAAUCAAUGCUAUAGAAAAAUCAACUGAUUAAACCAAAACUUGGCAUCAGGAGACUCAAAUUCCAGCCUUAGUUUUUCACUCAUUUGACACUGAGCUUGGCAUUCAUUAGUUGAGGCUUGGAGUUUCUCAUAUGUAAAACAGAAGAGCUGAACAAUUCUUCACGUUUCUUCCAGUUUUGAUUACCCAUGAGCAUGUCCAAGUACCAAAUGCUGAAUUCAACCAGUCAUCUGCAAGGUAGAACUCAGUUCCCUGGCAGUAAGCUAAAGUAAUUCUUUUCAUCACACUGGAAACUCUCUCAUUGAAUAAAAAAAAAAGAUGUGUCUGCAAUUCAGUGUGUACAGAGAAAUACAAUGAUGUUUUAAGACAAAGCAUUUUUGAUAUGAGAGAUAGUUAUAUCUUAUAAAGCUUCAGUCAGAAAAAAAAAAUAUAAAGAGCAUGAUCUAAUGUUCUCUGUGAUCCUGCAUGGAAAACUGGAGGCAUGAUCUUGGAAGAAAUCCUCAUGGCUAAAUUCACCGCUGUCACAAGAUGGAGCGAAUAGGGCAGGGAGCAAAGAAACUGCAAUUCCCCACACUCAUCCAGUCAAGCCAACUCCAAUGCAUUAAUGCCUCUCCUGCCUCUUAUUUAGAGGAGGAAAAGGACUGGAAGCAUUGGCAGCAUUCAGCUAUGCAAGCAAGAGAGAGGGAUAAUGGGCAGUAGUCCCAGAAGGCAAAUGGCAGAGGGAAAGGGUGAAAGGCCAGGUGAAUUAAAAGUCAGAGUGGGAAGUCUAAGAUAAAGGAAAUCAGUAAGAGAAUAGUGGAAAGAGAUGGGCUACAAAAGAAGGCGAUGAACCUGUGACAUCAAAAAUAAUACAAAAGACAAUUCAGAGGGAAGUGCAGGGCAGUAACAGGUGGGCAGUGCGGUGGGAAAACACUGUGUAGGGAACUUAGGACUGUGCUUGACAUAAUCAGGUAAUGUUAAGUGAACAGAGGAUGCGUAAAGAAGGAGAGAAGAGCUAUUCAGUCAAGACAUAAGUGAGAAGAUGUCCUAAGAGAUGGCGAUGUUGUAUGAUGGGGUCAGGAAAAGCUGGGUAACAUUCAGCACUGAUAGUUAUACUAAUGGAAAGAAAAAACAAAAACAAAAACGCCGGACCUGCUGGUUGCUAGUAGAAAGCAAGAGACUGAAAAGAAGCAUAAAACAGGAAAAGCCAAGCACCAAUAACAGUAUCAGCAAAUACAAAUACCCUGGGGACAUUUUACCUUGAAGAGGAGCACAAGAUAUAUUUUAUGUUGGAGAUUCCAAAAUUGUUUUCUCCUGUGUCAGGAGACUCCCUAAAAUAUAUUUUCACGGCAAGCUGGUGCAAGUUCAAGCUCAAGAAAGAAAGGAGGGACAAGAUAUUGUACAAAGUACUAAAAAAAGGUAGGAAAAUAGCAACACUUCUAUAGUAAGCAGUAGAAAUCCACCUUUAAAUGAUAAUACAGUUCUGAUCCCAUUAAAAGUCUUUUUUUUGUUUAAAGUCUUUGAACUCACAAAGUCUAUUUUAACAAAAGGAUUACCAACCAAAACCAUACUUAUUUGAAGCAAUGUAUAAUACAAAAUGGACUUUUUGGCCAACUCAAUAUUUAGGUUCAGUGAUUUCUGAACUAUUUUCCUUGGUCACUGUUUGAAAUAAAGCACAGGUAUACAGACGGGUAUUUUUCCAAAUUGAAGGCAAGCUCCUCCAACAGACGCACCUUAUUGGAAUACUUGCUUUAUUGUGAUGGUCUGCAACUGAACCUGCAAUAUCUCCAAAGUGUUCCUGUAUCUGAUUUUAACAGGAAUGUGACUGUUCCAAUAUAUCACUGAUAAUUAUGGACUGAGCAAUGGCGUAACUGACAUACAACACAAUUCUUUCUGUGGUAUGUUUAAAUUUCUCCUUUUCCAGAGGACAAUGUGCCAUGCAACUUGGCAUCAGACUCUGGGUCGAGGGCACAAAUUUGGCCUACUAUCUGAUCCUCAAAAGAAGAAAAUUUUCUGAAAUGUGAAAAUUACAUGAAAUUCAAAUUUCAUUGCCCAUAGAUAAAUUUCUAUGGGAACAUAGUCACACUUGUUUGUUAACAUAUUUAUUGUUUGUGAUUACAUUUUUGUUAGAAUGGCAGAGUCAAGUAGAUGCAGCACUAAACAUCUGGCCAGCAAAGCCUAAAAUAUAUACUAUCUGGCCUUUUGAAAAAAAUGUUUGCUGACCUCUGCUCUAGUGUGACCUAGACUAACAAGUUACUCAGGAACAAGAUCUUAAGAAACAUUUAAUCAAUUAAUUUUUAAAAGCAACCCUAGCAAUUGCUAAUAAUACUAGUAAAUAGCAAUAAUUCAAUUAAGAAUUCUAUGAAAGCUGAUGAAAAUGGGGAAACUGUAUUUCAAGCUGUUUGUGAUAUAGUUAGCAAAUGUAUAUGUAAUUCUAUGAACACAUUAAAGUAUUCAACUAAAAAACAUCAGAACAGAUCAAAAAAUUUGUGCCACAAAAUAAUGUGUUAUUGUUGAAUCUGAGGAAGGAAAUGGAAAUAUUUCUAGGCCUUCCAAAUUCCUGGUAUUUUUGAAGAGAUUCCUAGACAUUUAGCAAAAUUAUAACAACUACACUGUACAUGUGAUUUGCAGAAAUUUGUGUAAAUUGUACCUUUAAGCAUUCAUAAUUGUUGUCAAGGACUUGUUUAAUCAUUUUCAAGAAUCAUAGAAAUUGUUUAUGUUACCAAACUCAAGGGGUUCGCCACUGGGGGUGCUCUCUAUUCAAAAACGAGACAUGGAUGUUGCAAGGUAGUUUUAUCUACUUCCAGUGAGACAAAGAGACAGGGUGUUCGUAUCCAAACGUUUGCCUCCCCGAAGUGAGGCUUAGCCGUUGUAUAUAUACACUAUUUUGUCAAUUUUACAUGUUGCUUUCUUCUUGGCAGUUGGCUAUACUUAUCAGGGUGGGCUCCUAUUAAGCUUAUCCUAUUUAUAGCUGGUUUGCAAAAUACUGUGCUACAUUUUAACAGUUAGCAAGAACAGCAUUUAGUAAGAAUGGCCCAGACCUUGAGACCCUUGUCCUAUCUAACAUAUACAGUAAAGUAAAAUUAGACAAUGAAGGUUAUCUGUAGACCCAUAUGUUAUAGUCUUCAAGUUCAGAACAAUGACUAAUAAUGUGGCAGCCCCUCUCUAUUCACCAUCUUCCUUUUAAAAUGUAUCCUGCCCAUUUUUUUUGCCCCUGAACAUGUGUCUUAAAAUAAUGUUAUUUGAAUUUUGAUUGAACCAUAUCAAUGUAUAAAUCCCUUAAUGUAAGAAGAUUAUUUUUCCCCUCUAAUUUGAUUACAAGUGUCUAAAAUAGGGCCAAGUGUGAGAACUCAAUAAAUUAUUUUGAAAAUGACAUGCAUGCCCUGAGUUGAUUCUCUGUUCUAUGUUAUCAAAAUCUACUGUAAAUAUUCCAAGUCUGAGUUUUAUAUGCAGAGGCACUGCUUUACAACAUCUACUAUGCAUAUCUGCCUACAGGCAAAACUGAUAUUGUAAAGGCCUAACUUGGGUGUGAAAAAGGGGAAAAAACCAAAAACCUGAGUUAUUCAGGUUAGAAGGAAAGAUUCAGGUUUGAAGUAGACAAUCCCCCUACUUCAUCAUUUCGAAAAGGAAUUCAGCAUAGAUAAAGCAACAUGAUUUGAA
Molecule: messenger RNA, 8869 nt
Organism: Pteronotus mesoamericanus
Lineage: Eukaryota; Metazoa; Chordata; Mammalia; Chiroptera; Mormoopidae
Gene: FILIP1L
Product: filamin A interacting protein 1 like
Exons: 6
Coding region: 758-4318 (1186 amino acids)
Source: RefSeq, a predicted model, not a curated record